This is a messenger RNA of Saccostrea cuccullata (small rock oyster), 5056 nucleotides long. RefSeq lists its product as uncharacterized. The transcript is spliced from 44 exons. Bases 79 to 4893 code for a protein of 1604 amino acids. Gene Ontology annotation, biological process: DNA repair. The record is from RefSeq and is a predicted model, not a curated record. NCBI's taxonomy places the organism in Eukaryota, Metazoa, Mollusca, Bivalvia, Ostreida, Ostreidae. Gene Ontology annotation, cellular component: Golgi apparatus. Gene Ontology annotation, molecular function: ATP-dependent DNA damage sensor activity; ATP binding; RNA binding.
UAGAUCCAUCACCCGCGCACUUGCCAACAAAGGAAAGAAAAGUAUGAUAAAACUUAUUAAUCACAUUUAGAAGAUAACAUGGAGUGUUUGACUUUAGAUUUUGGUCCAUUUGAGGCGGUUCACCGCUGGAGAAGAAUGCCAGAGUGUGAUGAAUUUGUUGGUGCAAGACGAAGCAAACACACAGUUGUUGCCUACAAGGAUGCAAUAUAUGUCUUUGGAGGAGAUAACGGGAAGAACAUGCUGAGUGACUUGUUGCGAUUUGAUGUGAAAGAUAAGUCCUGGGGAAGAGCAUUCACCACGGGUACUCCUCCUGCUCCCCGAUAUCACCAUUCUGCUGUUGUUCAUGAAGAAAGCAUGUUUGUGUUUGGUGGAUACACAGGGGAUAUCCACUCCAAUUCAAACCUGACCAAUAAGAAUGACUUAUUUGAGUAUCGCUUUGCCAAAGGACAGUGGGUGGAGUGGAAGUAUGAAGGGAGAAAACCAGUUGCUCGUGCAGCUCAUGGUGCAGCCGUGUAUGACUGGAAGCUGUGGAUAUUCGCAGGAUAUGAUGGAAACACGAGACUAAACGACAUGUGGACAGUCCCUCUGAAUGGUGAACAAAGACAAUGGCAAGAGGUUGAACAAAGAGGAAAUAUUCCCCCCACCUGCUGUAACUUUGCCUUGGCAGUGGCCAGAGAUUCAAUGUUUGUGUUUUCUGGACAAAGUGGAGCCAAAAUAACAAAUAAUCUUUUCCAAUUUAAUUUCAAAGAAAAUGAAUGGACAAAGAUUUCUACAGAACACAUCCUGCGGGGUGCCCCUCCCCCUCCCGAGAAGAGGUAUGGACACACUAUGGUGGCCUUUGACAGACACCUGUAUGUGUUUGGUGGAGCUACCGGACAGACAUUACCCAAUGAACUGCACAGCUUUGAUCUGGAUUCCCAGACCUGGUCUAUCACAGAACCUGCUCCUAACAGUCAGGUCCCAGCUGGAAGACUCUUCCAUGCUGCUGCUGUUGUGGAUGAUGCUAUGUAUGUUUUUGGUGGAACGGUGGAUAAUAUAGUCAGGAGUGGAGAGAUGUAUCGAUUUCAGUUUUCUAGAUACCCUAAAUGUACUCUUCAUGAGGAUUUUGGGAAGCUUUUAGAAAGUCAACAGUUCUGUGAUCUACACUUUAUUGUUGGCAAGGAUGGGACUAAGGAGUGUAUAGCUGCACACAUCGCGUUAGUGGCUGCUAGGUCAUCGUGGUUAGCGGAGAAGAUACGUACUGCUAAAGAACAGCGUUACCUGGACGAGGCUACGAGUACCGACCCUAUACAGGUGAUCCUGCCAGAGGCAAACCCCACGGCUCUGAAACUAGUCCUCUCCUAUAUAUACACAGAUAAAAUUCUACCUACUAAAGAAGGUCAAGAUUUUAAUAGUAAUGAAGUGAUACUUCUUAUGAUGGAUGUGUAUAGAUUGGCACUUCAGUUCCACAUGUCCCGGUUGGAGCUGUUGUGUGUUCAGUACCUGGAGACCUGUAUUGGUCUGAAGAACGUCCUUGUAGCUUUACAGAAUGCCUCCAAGAUGAAUCUUGACUUCCUUAAAGAAUAUUGUUUGAAGUUUAUUGUGAAGGAGAGUAACUGUAGUCAGAUUGUAAACAGUAGAGAGUUUGAGAGCUUGGAUAAGCAGCUUAUGGUAGAAAUCAUCCGACGGAAGCUUAGCCAGCCACAACACAUAAGACUGCCUGCUGAGUCACAUAACGAGGCCAUCGUCACAAGUAAUAAUUCUUUGGAACACGACCUUAAUGCCUUCCUGAAGAGAGAUGGAGCAGAAUUCUGUGACAUCACCCUAAUGUUGGACGACACACCUAUCCCCGCCCACAAGGCCAUCUUAGCUGCCAGGUGUAAUUACUUUGAAGCUAUGUUUAGAUGGAAUGACCCAGAAAACCACACUGUCAGGAUUGCAAUAGGAGAAAUGGUUCCAUCUCGCCAAGCGUUUGACAGUCUCCUGCAGUAUAUUUACUAUGGCGAUGUUACCAUGCCUCCAGAAGACUCACUCUACCUCUUCCCGGCUCCAUAUUUUUAUGGAUUUACAAACAACAGAUUACAAGCCUACUGUAAACACAAUCUAGAGAAAAAUGUCUCUGUUCAAAAUGUUGUACAGAUUUUAGAGGCUGCAGAUAAAAUUCAGGCACUGGAUAUGAAGAAGCAUGCUCUGAGAUUAAUUGUUCAUCAUUUUCCAAAGGUUGCCAGGCAACCAGAAUUAGGCAGACUUAACAAGGACAUGCUCUUGGAAAUAAUCGCUGCUGUGGCCGAUGACAGACGCGAGUCUAGCUUGCGUCACGAACUCUCAUCAAACAGUCUCUCUGAUGGGCUAAAAAAAAGAGGUAACGUUACUAUGCAGUCACAAAGAGAGCUAAGUUCAUUUCCUAUUGCCCCAGCGCACAAAGCCAAGCUUACAACAGCAGGAUUUCUUGUCCUGGAGGAUCUAAAAAGCUUGAAACCCUCUGAAUUAAGCAAAGGAUCACAGUUCAACCAUGUUAAUUACUGUAAACCAACUUCUAUUCGACAUGAUCUAAAUGGAGGAGAGUUUGGCCCAGCGGAGAAGUUAGAAAGAUUAAAGGAAGAGCAGUCCUUGCCCUCAAUCAUCACUUUCUCACAGAGUCUGGAUGAGAUGCUGGGAGGGGGUAUUCCUCUGUGUAAAAUCACAGAGUUCUGCGGUGCUCCUGGUGUUGGUAAAACACAAAUGUGCAUGCAAAUAGCGGUGGAUGUUCAAAUUCCUGAACAUUUUGGCGGAUUAGAGGGGGAGGCAGUCUACAUUGAUACAGAGGGGAGUUUUAUUGUGGAGAGGCUGAUGGACAUCUCAAAAGCUACUGUGGAUCAUUGUCAGGAAAUGGCCAGACAAGAAGGAAUGAAAGGAGACAACAUGACGGUGGAUUCUGUGCUGUCCCGGGUCCACUACUACAGAUGUCAUGAUUACGUAGAGCUCCUGGCAACAGUGCACCUCUUACCAGAGUUUAUUAAACAACAUCCAAAAGUUAGAGUUGUACUUGUAGACAGUGUUGCUUUCCAUUUCCGACACGACUUUGAUGAUUUGUCUCUCAGGACAAGGCUACUUACAGCGAUGGCUCAAAGUUUUAUUAAACUCGCAACUGAGUUAAAAAUUGCAGUAGUUUUAACCAAUCAGAUGACAACAAAGCUGAGUCCGGGAGAAGAUUCCCGCCUUGUCCCGGCCCUGGGUGAGAGCUGGGGACACGCUAGUACAAUUCGUGUAAUCUUGUACUGGGAGGCCCAGAAGAGAUGGGCGUGGCUCUACAAGUCCCCCAAUAAAGAAGAAACCAGAGUGCCAUACCAAAUCACAAUGGGUGGAGUGAGAGAUAUAGUGACCCCCACAGCUGACAGAACAACAGAACAGAGCAGUGAAGAACCAUCUUCCAAACGACAGAAGGUUAAAUACAGUUAUUCUACAGCCGCUGGCGGCUAUGGUGGAUAUGGUGGUCAGUCUACAGAUGCUAGUGCUUAUGGACAGCAGCCAGGUGGAACAUAUGGACAAACGGCAACUCAAGGAUAUCAACAGCAAGGUUACACAGGUUAUGACCAAAGUGCUUAUGGACAGCAAGCUGGACAGACUGCAGGAGCUCAGAGUGCAAGCUAUGGACAGCAGCCCGCAGCCCAGGGGUCGUAUGAUUCCUCAGGGGGAUACGGGGGCCAACAGCAGUAUGGCCAGCAGCAACAGAGUGGAUACGGACAACAAGGAGCUGGACAAACUGCUCAAAAUUAUGCAUCAUAUGUUCAACAAGGAGGUUAUCAGACCCAAUCACAAGGUGGAGCAGGGUCAUAUGGUGGACAGAGUGGGGGCUAUGGCCAACAAAGUGGAGGUUAUCAGGCCCAAGCUUCGGGUGGUGGGGGAUAUGGUCAACAGAGUGGGGGUCAGACCGGCAGCUAUGGAGGGGGACCACAGUCAGGGGGUGGUGGUUAUGGUGGAGGAAGUUAUGGAUCUCAAGAUAACUACAGACAAGACAGGGGCGGGGGAUAUGGUGACCGAGGGGGCAUGAGAGGUGGUCGUGGUGGCGGACGAGAUGGAGGCGGUGGAUAUGGUGGUGGUCGAGGAGGUUUCAACAAAUUUGGUGGAGACCGAGGCAGGGAUGACCGGGGUGGUGGCAGUAGUGGAGAUAUGAUGGUGAUGGAAGACACCAUAUUUGUAUCUGGCUUACCUGAAGAUAUUGAUGAAGAUGGUCUAGUGCAGCACUUUGGCAGCAUUGGUGUUAUUAAGACUGAUAAAAGAUCAGGAAAACCUAAAGUAUGGAUAUAUAAAGACAAGAACACCGGGAGACCAAAGGGAGAAGCCACAAUCACAUAUGAUGAUUCAGAGACGGCAAAGGCAGCUAUUAACUGGUUUAAUGAGAAGGACUUCAGUGGUAAUACAAUAAAGGUAGAGAUUGCCACGAGGAGGAUGAACACUAACUUUGGAGGAGGAAGAGGUGGGGGUGGCAGAGGAGGAUUUGGCCGCGGAGGUGGUGGCGGCGGAGGCCGAGGUGGUCGCGGUGGAUUUGGUGGUGGCGGAGUUGUCUCUCCUUUUGAAGGUGGCAGAGAAGGAGACUGGACCUGUCCUAAUGAACAAUGUGGAAACAACAAUUUCUCAUGGAGGAAUAAUUGUAACAGAUGUAAUGCCCCCAGGCCAGGAGGUGGUGGGGGAGAUGAUGGUGGUUACCGUGGCAGUAGAGGAGGAAUGAGAGGAGGUCGAGGUGGUUUUGACAGAGGCGGUCGUGGUGGGGGUGGUAGAGGCGGAGGAUUUGGCGGCGGUAGAGGAGGUGGAUUUGGUGGUGACAGAGGCCGCGGUGGUGGCGGAGGAUUCCGAGGAGGACGAGGGGGAGACAGAGGAGGCAGAGACAGGGGAGGUGAUAUGGGCAGACAAGACAGACGACCAAAGCCAUACUAGUUCAGAAGACUGUGACAGCUGUAUUGCAUUUUUACAUAAGACAUUGUUGUGUAAUCAUGUCUCAUUUAAUUCCAUUGUUUUUAAUGUUUUCAUCAUCUUUUAACCACUGAAAACUUGCUUAGAACAUCAAGUCAUUUUGUUAAUAAAUAGUGUGAUGUUUAUA